Messenger RNA from Gasterosteus aculeatus aculeatus (three-spined stickleback), 3460 nucleotides. It is a transcript of the gene faxcb, whose product is annotated as failed axon connections homolog, metaxin like GST domain containing b. NCBI's taxonomy places the organism in Eukaryota, Metazoa, Chordata, Actinopteri, Perciformes, Gasterosteidae. The record is from RefSeq and is a predicted model, not a curated record. Gene Ontology annotation, cellular component: cytoplasm.
AUGUACUGGGCUGCUGGCUUCGCCUCUUCCCGGCCGUGUGUGGUUGAACUCGGGCGGAAUCACAGCCUGCCCCUCGGGCUGUGUGGCUCCGAGCAGCAGCAGUCUCUGUAUGGCUACAUCAUCGCCGUCCCUUUACAGGACUACGGCGGCAUCAUGUCGGCUCUGGGCUCGGACUCCUGGUGGAAGAAGACCCUGUACAUCACCGGGGGGGCCCUGCUGGCCGCCGCAGCCUACCUCCUGCACGAGCUGCUCGCCAUUAGGAAGGAGCAGGAGCUGGACUCUAAAGACGCCAUCAUCCUCCAUCAGUUCUCCAGGCCAAAGAACGGCGUGCCCAGCCUCUCGCCCUUCUGCCUCAAAAUAGAGACGUACCUGCGCAUGAUGGACCUGCCCUACCAGAACUACUUUGAUGGAAAGCUGUCGCCGCAGGGUAAGAUGCCCUGGAUCGAGUACAACCACGAGCAGGCGUCAGGGUCAGAGUUCAUCGUGGACUUCCUGGAGGAGAAGCUGGGCGUCAACCUCAACAAUAACCUCACCCCGCAGGAGAGAGCCGUGUCCCGAGCCAUCACCAAAAUGGUCGAGGAACACCUGUACUGGACGAUCGCCUACUGUCAGUGGGUGGACAACCUGGAGGAAACUCAGAAGCUCCUGGCGAUGAGCGGCCCCCUGAGCGACACGCUGAAGUGGCUGCUGAGCCGCCUGAACGGCAGCAUGGUGCGCAGGGAGAUGUACGGCCACGGCAUCGGCCGCUUCUCUAAGGAGGAGGUCUACGCGCUGAUGGAGAAGGACCUGAGGACGCUGGCCACACUGUUGGGAGACAAGAAGUACUUUAUGGGCUCUAAAAUAUCGACAUUAGAUGCUACUGUGUUUGGGCAUCUAGCCCAAGCUAUGUGGACGCUGCCUGGGACCCGACCAGAGCAACUCAUCAAAGGGGAGCUCAUCAACCUGGCCAUGUUCUGCGACCGGAUGCGGAGGAGGUUCUGGCCUGAGUGGUUCGUGGAGGUGGAGGAUCUCUACUACGACGGAGACAGUGAGUGCAGCAGCAGCGGCGGCGGCGUCUCCCCCACAGGCCUCUUCUCCCGGACCGACACUCUGGACGACAGCGACGCCAGCAUCCACUCAGCCGGACACACGCAGGCACGUGCGCACUCCCCCGACUCUGACCAGUCGCUCUUUGACUCGGACGUGGGCACGGGCUCCGACAACGACGUGCAGCUCAAGGACGAGCAGAUUCCCGACCUGGAGGUUUGACCCGGAGGGCCGUCGCAAUCUGCUGACGGGGUCGAGACCGACGGGAGGAGAGAGAACUGCGUCGGGCCGGCUGGGAGAAUCGAGUCGCCAGAGAGCAGCGCUCACAGCCGAAAGUAACUGUUCCGGCACCUCCAGCAGCCACAACAAUAAACCCUCCCGAUGGACACGCAGAGCAAACAAACUGAGCCUCUAAAAGACACGUGCCAGUGCGUGUGGUCUGCCUCACUCCCGUGGCAGCUUCUCUUUGCCUUAUUCGUCUCGUCCUGGGAUGCAGAAGCCGGCGUGAAAGGCGAACGCGGGGAAUACGUCUGGUGGGAAAGCGCGGCGACGACGGAGGAGUGGUGCAAAACACGCGGAAGGUGGCACUGCACUUGCCUACGAAACGAUGCAACUAAUCACCACUCCGACACGUGUCUUAACGCACAAACCCCGCGGGAACAGGUGGAGAUCGAUCAUGUGGCUGAAAGGGACAGCUGCCGAGUCUCGGCUGUUAACCGUGCGCGUGCUGGAGAGGGAACUCGGAGGACGCCGGGCGCCAGUUCAUUCUUUAGUCGGGACAGAUCCUCCCGUUAUUUCCUUUAUGCUGCUGUGUGUGGGAAGAAUCUGCAUCAAAACAGGACGUGUGUGUGUGUCCAUAGAUGCACUCCUAGUCCUAGGAAAUAGAAGUCAGAGGGGCAGAUUUGUGCGUGUUGCACUUACCACUUAUACUCCUUACUCCUCUCUUCUUAAUGGUGAUUUGCUGGCACUUUGUUAUUGGAUAAGUUGGUGCUUUUUGAUUUGGGUAAAGUGCUGCACUUUGUAUAUUUGACCACCAGAUGGAGUCAGCAGUCAGUUCAAUGCCUUCUUUGUUUUGAAAUAUCAAGGUCAUUCCACCUCGAGGACCUGCAGCACAUUUAACACAGCAAUCAUUUUCUCCUACAGCCCCAAACUUUAAUGUUGUGGUUCCCGAUCAAAAGGUAACCAGUUUGUCAGCAACCACUCAGCCUUAGUUCUUACUCACUAAAAUGGUGUGAAAAUAGUCUGCAACAGUUUUUAAUUGUGAUAUAAUUUGUUAUCAGUGCCACUUUAUUAUUCUUUCUACCUUAUGUGUCAAAUGUAUAUAUAUAUAUAUAUAUAUAUAUUUUUUGUUAAUAUUUCUUUUCUUACUGCUCUCAAAGAGAGAUCUUAUUUUUGCACUAGUGGAAAUUUAUUUUCACCUUGUUUUAAUCUGCUGUGGAGGUGAAGAACAGAGUCGGCCAAAUGAAUGGGACACUUGGAUGUGUGAAGCUGAGCGUUCUGAUCAUGAUUGUGCUGCGAGGACGUGAAUGUCCUCGGUGAAGCAGGUGAUGGAGAGACAGUCAGAAUACCAAACCGGCAGAAUGGAAUACGGCGAGUUUAGAAACCUCGGGUACAAGAAUGGACCAAGAUGUGUCUGUAUUGUUCGCUUUGGUCCGGCGCAUUAAGCUUGCUGCAAGCGCUCGUAAUGGCAAUAUGAUUUCUAUGAUAAGACUGUGGUGCAUAUAGAGUAGAUGUGAUUUGGGUCGGCUCACUCAAGUAACAAAAAAACUAUUUAGAUUUGGUCUUAUUGAACCAUGCAGAUGGUUUGGGUUUUAUUCCUCCAGGUUUUCAAAGGUGUUGAUACAAUGAAGGACAAUAGACAAUAGAUUUGAGCUUGUCAUCUUUCUGGCAGAGUUGACCACAAAUAAAAAACGGCAAUAACAGGUUUUUAAACAUUCUUCAUCCGUGAUUUUCCAUCCAUGGUGUCAAAUCCUUCAUGCGUUUCCCCUUAUUCAAGCAGUUGUUUGAAUGUAGAAUAAAAAGUGACAGCGAGCUCUGUGGACACCUGUGGACGUUUACUUUGAGCUGCUAUAGUCAGUAGUUUUAUUUUAACAAGGAUCAAUGUAAAAGGGGUCGCUAGUAAUAACCACAGAGCAUUUUCCCCCGACGCUGCAAAUUCUCCAAACGGUCUGCUGUUGUGGUUUCUUGUUUGGCUUCGCUCUCAAUGCGCUCGUGUGCUUAAUUUUAGAAGCCGGUAAGCAUUUGUUUUCUGCAACAAAGCUUUAAACAGCGCUGUGCAGCCGCUGCUCUGUGUGAAUCAGCAGCAGAUCAAGUUAGAGAUAGUUGGUGACCACGGUGCAGCAUUUAGCCGAGUAGGAGGCAGAUAUUUCCCUUUUUGGGGAUUUGCGGAGAGCGAAAAGGCAGAGUGAAUUUUGGCACUUUACACAGGAAACGA